Rodentolepis nana is the source of this 525-nucleotide messenger RNA. NCBI's taxonomy places the organism in Eukaryota, Metazoa, Platyhelminthes, Cestoda, Cyclophyllidea, Hymenolepididae. The record is from the annotation of a GenBank genome assembly.
AUGACUGAGAAACUUCGUACAGAAGUCGAAGUCGAUCAUAACGCUGUUCGUAGUAAAGUCUCACCUUCAGCGUCAAAUAUGUUGGACAUGGGUCGAAAUACCUAUGUCACCUACGACACCCAAAUUGUUAACUUUCCAAAUGUUAUCUAUAAAUGGUUUCAGACUGUUGCUCAUUACGACUUCGAACUUAACGCAUGUACUAACAGUCAAUCUUGCCAUCACUUCAUGAACGGCGACUCACAACGUCUUCAGAUCCUCCAGUGGAAUGCUGGAGGAAUGUCUCCGGUCAAAAAAAUCCAAGUACAGAAAAUCCUACAAACCUAUGUUGUAGACAUUUUCACAAUUAUGGAAGCUAACAUUUCGGAUGACAAACUGAAGAACUACCAAUUCUCGGGUUACACCCUGUACAAUCUAGCUAAAUACCGGCAAGUUGCAAGUGGAAUUCUAACCGGAGUCAAAGAAGGCCUCACCUCACACUACGAUCUAAUCAAGAAUAUGGGCUCGACACAAACAAAUGUGAAAUAA